Molecule: messenger RNA, 7706 nt
Organism: Prinia subflava (tawny-flanked prinia)
Lineage: Eukaryota; Metazoa; Chordata; Aves; Passeriformes; Cisticolidae
Gene: RAD18
Product: RAD18 E3 ubiquitin protein ligase
Exons: 14
Coding region: 2193-3878 (561 amino acids)
Biological process (GO): protein monoubiquitination; DNA damage tolerance
Cellular component (GO): nucleus; Rad6-Rad18 complex
Molecular function (GO): ubiquitin protein ligase activity; single-stranded DNA binding
Source: RefSeq, a predicted model, not a curated record
GUUUAUUCCUGCUGCAUCGAGGCCCAAAGUGCCAAUAAAACAGCGGGAAGCGUUCCUCCAGAGGAGGAGAGCUGUCUUCACUCGGCAGGGCUCCCGGGGAUGUGCCAGGCAGGGAGAGCUUUGCUGGCCAAGCUGCAGGGCACGGCUGCAGGGCUGCCAGGAGCCUGGCAGUGACUCUGCCAUGGUGACACAGCCCAGAGCACUGCAUCCAGCAGGAAAGCGCUCCCACAGCUCCGGGCUAAAGCUGCUAAAGAUUCACCCAGGCUAAAGGGAUCAUCCUGCCAUGGUGACACAGCCCAGAGCACUGCAUCCAGUGGGAAAGCGCUCACACAGCUCCAGGCUAAAGCUGCUAAAGAUUCACCCAGGCUAAAGGGAUCAUCCUGCCAUGCAUCCUAAGCAUGUAGAUGCUCUCCAGCUUCUGCAGUGUGCAGGAUUCAGGUGAAAGCACAGAUUUUCCAGGGUUCUUUUAUGUGCUGCUUUUACCAUGAAAACAGUUUAAAUUGUGUUUUAUUCAGCAGCGGUCUGUGUGGAUGGUGCUUGGUAAAUUCACUGCCCUUUGCUCUUCAUCAGUCCAGUUAAACAAAAAAUAAAUGUGUAGCUGCAGAAAUGAACCCAUGAACCUUCUGUGCCCAUUCCUGGGUGAGUUAAUUCCCAUCCACUAAGCUGCUGUCAGAAUGUGUGAACCAAGGUCUGCCAUGUGCAUGAGGGAACAAAGAGAAGAGAAAAUUGCAGGAGUUUGAUACAUUAAUUAGGUCACAGUUCACAGAGAAAGCAGAAAUGGAUUCCUUAAGGUGAAAAGAACAGGCACUUAGGUGGCAAUGACACUAUUCUGUAAAUUCCAGCACUUUUGGCGAGGGGCAGGCAGUAAUCACAUCCAUUCAAAUAUAUAAAUUCAGAGACUCACAGUGCCCAAGGCCAGCAGAGACCAUUGUGAUGGUUCCUUCUGACCUUCUCCAUCAUGGGGGUCAAGGAGUACCUUUUAUACAGAUAUCUAUGAGUGUUGCUGGGUGUCAGUUGAGGGAGCUGGGCUGGAUUCAAAAAUCAGACUAGCUCAGAUCAGGAGCAAGAGCAUACAAAUUGCAGUGCUACAAAAAAGCUCACAGGAAAAAUCAGGCACAGAUUUCAGGUAACAGCACCUUUGAGUCACCAGCAGCUGCUGAAGUGAAGGGCUUAAAACACACCUGUGAAAUGAAGUAAGCAGAGGGAAGUAAGUACUGUUCUGUAGAGUACUAUAAAAAUGGUCACACAUGCUUUUUGUAUGUGUGUAAAAACCCCUGCUACAGCAAGUGAAAGCAACAGGAAUGUUGUAACAGUGUGAAGUGUGCCAGAAGAGCAGCCAGGGGACCGGGGUGCUCCCUGCCAGCGAGCCCUGAGCGCGACAGGCAGCGUCUGCACCCAGGCCUGGGUCUGUACCUGCCCUGCAGCCACAGCUGCACCCAGGACCUGCAGUCGGCUUUGCACCUUUAUCCUACCGGGCCUGGGCAGUGCGUUCAUUUCCCCAAACCCCGUGGCAAUUAUUGAACCUCCCGACAGCCCCUGGGGAGCACUGGGCUCUGAUCACGCACUGCUGCCGUGUUCGUGGGUUUCAGCUGUCGGGCUGUGUGUUUGUAGACUGGGUUUUGCUGUCCCUUCUCUGGAAUUCAGAGGCAGACCCGGCCAGGCCCGGGGCAGAGGUGAUGCGGAUGCUGCCCAUUCCCGUGGCAACCCAGCAGAGCUGCGGGAAGAGGUUCCCACAGCAAAGGGCAGACGCACCUGGGCGCAGGGAACCGCAGAGGGAGGGAGGCGGCUCAGUGUAUUUCAAACCUCACCGACACGUGGGUUUCACACUAAUACCAUCUGGAAGAUACAGCUGAGGACACCCACGUGCAUCCCAUGGCAUCACUCGGACACUCUCGUUUGGCACCCGAGCAAACCAGCGGCGGCAGCGGCUGUGACUGCCCGAGAGCAGCGGCGUUCCCGUUCCCGGUUCUCUCUCCCCGUUCCCGGGCCGUUCCCGGUCCGCUCUCCCCGUUCCCGGUCCGCUCUCCCCGUUCCCGGCUCUCUCUCCCCGUUCCCGGCUCUCUCUCCCCGUUCCCGGUCCGUUCCCGGUCCGCUCUCCCCGUUCCCGGCUCUCUCUCCCCGUUCCCGGCUCUCUCUCCCCGUUCCCGGUCCGUUCCCGGCUCUCUCUCCCCGUUCCCGGUCUGUCCCCGGCCAUGCCGGAAGCGCGGGCGGAAGCGCUCUGCGUUGCGCGCGCGGGCUGCGGGCCCGCCGGCGCUGGGAGCGGGGCCGCACCGGGGCCGCACCGAGGCUGUACCGGGGCUGUACCGGGGCCGCACCGGGGCCGCACCGAGGCUGUACCGGGGCUGUACCGGGACCGCACCGGGGCCGCACCGGGGCCGCACCACAGACACACGGACAUGGCCCAGGCGCUGCCGCUGCUCGAGCCGCCGUGGCCGCCCAGCCUGGCCCCGCUGAAGGCCGUGGAUGACUUGCUGCGCUGCGGGAUUUGCUUCGACUACUUCAGCAUCGCCGUGAUCAUCCCGCAGUGCUCGCACAGCUAUUGUUCCCUUUGUAUCCGCAAGUUCUUGUCCUAUAAAACGCAGUGUCCAACAUGCUGUGUGGCAGUCUCAGAAUCUGACCUGAAAAACAACCGGAUUUUAGAUGAUCUAGUGAAGAGCUUUAAUUCUGCAAGACAGCAGCUGUUGCAGUUGGUGUUGGAUGCUCCCCCGAAUCCGUCCCCUCCGGCUGCCGAGAGCCACAGGAGCCCUGGGGCUCAGCCAGAUUCUAAAGAGGUGCUGGGGAUGGACAGCUUCUUGAGAAAGGACAAAGUCUGCACCUCCACCAAGGCAGGUGGCCUGGCAUGGACUGCUCAGAAGGGUUUCAAAACCGAGGAACACCACGACCUUCACAGCACUUCUGCAGAGCCUGGUGGUAAAGACAGCGAAGUGGGAUCACAAGGGAUUCCUGGGUGCACUGAAGGUCAUGAAAAGCCUUCUACGUCUGUGCUGAAAGCAGACAGGAAAGUGGAAUGUCCUGUUUGUGAGGUUGCUGUUCUAGAGCAAUACAUAAACAAACAUCUGGACAGCUGCCUGACCAGGGAGGAGAAGAAGGACAGCCUGCGAAGUUCUGCUCACAAAAGGAAGCUGAUGUCCAAAGUUGUUUAUAACCUGCUGUCGGAUCGAGAUCUGAGGAAGAAGCUCAAGGAGCAUGGUCUGUCUGCCUCUGGGACCCGGCAGCAGCUCAUUAAGAGACACCAGGAGUUUGUGCACAUGUACAAUGCUCAGUGUGAUUCCCUAAAUCCCAAAUCAGUUGCAGAGGUUGUUAAAGAGCUGGAGAAGAAUGAGAAGAUUCGGGUUCAGUUAGAGUGUAAUAAACCUGGUGAAAAUAGCUUGACCUUCACAAAGGACCAGACAGAGGAAGAAAUAGAUGAGAUCCAUGCUGAAUAUCGAAACAAACACAGAAGUGAGUUCAAGUUCUUGGUGGAUCAAGUAAAUAAACGGUGGAAGAAAACAGGUGAGAGGAAGGCAGAAAGUGCUCAGAACAAAGAGGAAGUCUCUGUCAAAGAGCUGCCAGCAGCCACAGAACCUGGGGAAGAGGAUCACACAGCUGUUCUCCCUGGAAAAGCCCAAGCGCUGCAACCAGAAACUCCUGAUGGCCACAGAAGUGACUCCCAUUGCUUGGAGCUAUGGCAGAGGUCAGGCUCUCCUGAAUUCUCUCUGUCCUCUGGCUCGAGCAGCAGCACCAAUUCGGACAUUCUGGCAGAUGUGGAAGGCUCUGAGACAUGUUCAGCAUCCUCUGACAGCUCCGUGGCGCCGGCAGGGAGCAGGAGGAGGCCGCGGCGGCCGCGCGUCCCCGACAGCGACGGAGUGGUGCCCCAGGGCAAGCGCAAGAGGAGCUAGAGCUGCAGCCUGCCCGAGCUGGAAACUCCUCCUGCCUUUUGCCCGUUCUCACAGUGUCUGGGUACUGAGUAAAAUGCUGUAUUUUCUCAUCACUGCCAUUCCAGCUGCCUUAAUGACCGGGCUGGUGGGUUUGUCCACAGCCCUGGGGGCCACUGUUGGUUGAGGUUGGGCACAGAGUGCCAGAGCCCUGCGGGAGCCUGGCCUGGCUCCUGUGCCUGAGUUUCCUUCAACACCUGGGUCUGGGUGCUGCCACAGUUCUGCUUUCAUCCCGUGGAAGCCUCUCCUGCCCUCCUGCCCAGCUGCAGGACAGUGUUUUGUUUGGGGGUGGGUGUUUUGUUUGGGUACUGGUGUCCCAGUUUGCUGGCACAGCCAGGGGAGGGGGGGGCUGAGGAAUGUGGGGAGAUUCUGUCCUACACUAACAGGCUUUUUGAUAUAUGUCUGUGUCAACUUACUCAGUAUUAUGUGUCAGUAUUUCAGUUUGAAGUCCUGAAACUGGAAGGUUGUUAGACAUGAAGUAUUCUAGCUUUCAAGCAAAUAGUUACAUUGAAAAGCCUGAUCUUCCGUAAGAGGUGGUGGAAUUUUGUGAUGUAAUAAAGCAGUGCAAGAAAAUGAAGGAAAUGCAAGAAACCUGACAUUAAGGAAGGCUUUGAAAAAUAAAGCUUGUAAGCAAAAUAUGAAAAAUACUUCAGGUGCUUUUGCUGAGCCCUGAAGUUUUGGUCAGAGCCUGUCAGUGGGAGCUUGGCAAAGAAGGCACAAAAUCUGGGUAAGAUUGAGGGUUGUUGUGUCUUGGCUUCAGACUGUAGCUGGGAUUCAGAAAUAAUCCUCAAACCAUGGUUCCCAGGAAUAUUUGUUUUUGGAACUGGCUGAAUCAUGGCAGAUAUAAACUAUCAUAAGUGCAUGAGGUAGAGAGAAGCAGGGGCAAAGCAGGAAUCUGGUCAUGUUGAUUUGGUUCUUUUUUGCUAAACCAAGCCUUUUGAAAGACAGUAAUUAUUGAUGUCUGCUUUAGGGCUGCCUUUUUGUCACAGCAGCUCACAUCAGGCAUUAGAAUUGGUUGCAGUUGGCCAGUGGAUGGUAGUAUUGUAAAUUAGUGUCAUAAAUGGCUUUCUCCAGGUGCUUGCAAAGCAGCUGCUGGUGUGAGGGAGGACACUGGUGUGGGGACACCAUGGCUGGUGUGGCUGCAGGUACUGACAUUUCCAUUGGAAAUGAGCUGAAGAGCCAUGCUGCCACGGGAACUGGCAAUUCCAUGGGGCAGGAGAAGGGAGAGAGCAGCUGACACAUUAAAUACAGGCAUGAACUGGUCUGGUUUGCUGACAAUCUGUCAAGAUUAAUUUUUUUUAUAUCAUUUACUGUUGUCAUCACCAUUUAAAGUCCAAAGUGGUGACCUUUGUCUGAGGUGGAGCCUUUUCCCUCCUUUUGUGCAGGGCUGUGGGUUGGUGCCAGGGGAGGGCAGGGGCAGCUGACAAAUGUGCGGAGGCUCUGACACCCUGCCGGAGGUGCAGGGGAGGCUGCAGGGAGCAGGCACACUGGGCAAUGUGGAGGCUUAGGAAAAAAUGUGGAUUUGAAGGUCUGGUGCCUCAUUCCCACCCCAAUGGAGUGCAGCUUCUCCUGCCAGCCCCAGGGCCAGCUCCAGCCCCGGACGAGUGCCGGGGUGUGCCCGGUCCGGCCUUGCUGGCAGUGGCUGCUCAUCCCCUGGGUGCCAUAAAUGAUCCUUGCUGCACUUCUCACCAGCCCAAGGCUCACAGGAACUGCAUAACACAAGGGAAAAAACAACAGAGAAGGAAACACAGUGUCCUCCCCUCACUGUCCUGUCCUUGCUCCCCUGGGCAGCUCUGCUCCUCCGUCACUGAGUCCAGGGGCCAGUGGGAGCAGCUGGGGGCUUGUGAGCAGCCAGGCUGGGGCACAGGUCAGGGCCAGAGGAGCCCAGGCAGCGCUGACAGGGGUGAGGCACAGGGUCCUGCUGGGGCCGAGCAUGGCCCCAUGCAGGGGGAGAACCCCGCCACUGUGUUCCUUGGGUGAGUCAUCAUAAAGCUGCUGCAUCCGACACCUUUUCACUGGGUUGGUUGUGACCAGUGUUUGGCACAUCUCCUGCUGGACUCACUGCAUUCCCAGGGACCCUCUGUCUCACCCUGCUGCCUGGGGUGGGGUCAUGGGGACCCUCCAUCCCACCCUGCUGUGGGUCCAGCCUCUCUGCAGCAAUUCCCAGAGUGGAUCUGAGGCAGAUUCCCAAUGACUGCGGCUCCCUGGAGAAUUGGGAGUAGGGCAGAAGCUCCCAGGGGACUGAUGGCAGCCAGGGUGGUGCUGGGCUGGGCUGCCACUGGAAAACUUUGGGAAGGGCUGCUUUGGGCAGGGAAUCCAUUCAGGAGGAAAUGAAUUUAGUCAUGGAGCAGUCUCUCAGGCCGGGGCAGAAGGGCAAAAGUGGAAACUAAAUAAUCAAAAAGUAAAAACGUCCUGUCCUCCCCGCCCGGCAGCAGAGCCGUGAGAAAGGCGCGAUCCCGGGAAUGGGGGAGCAGCAGCAGCAGGGUCACCCUGCUGGCCAGGCCUCCUCUGCCUCCCACCGCCUGCACCUCUGCAGCGAGAGCUGGGCUCAGACAGCAGUUUGGGUCAGGGGUCAUCACUGGUUUGGUUUGGCUUUGCAGAUACUGGGGAGUUUCUGUUGCAUUGUUUUUGCCAGGGAGGAAUGCUCUGAAGGCCAAGGGAAUUUGCCCAGGCUGUGGUACCUGUCUGUGCCUGGUCAGAAGAGGUCUGCUCUGCUUGCAGCCUUGCCCUGGUGGUUCUGAGGGAGCUGUCACACCCUGAGCUGUCACUGUCACACCCUGAGCUGUCACUGUCACAGUGCUCCGGGCUGGCUCUGCCUGGACCAGAGGGGUUCCCUGGCAGCCAGGACUGGGCAGUGCCAGCUCAGGACAUGGGGGGUGGCCUGAGCACCCCUGGGAUGGCCCUGUGGCCCCUGGGGACACGCAGCUGCCAGGGUCUCUCAAGGCCACUUCUCCAAGGGUGCUGUGUUUGCUGGCAGGAGUUAAAGAGAAAAAAAUCUUUUGGUUGAAGGAGGGUUUUGGUAGAGAGCAGAUAUUCUGGAAUUGGAACACCUCACACAAACAAGAAUUGAAGAUGAAUCACAGUUACCUGCUGGGCAAGCCCAACACCAGGAUCUGCUGCCCAGAGGAAAGAAUAAUCAGGGUUCUGUCCCACCUGGCAUCGGAGGAGCCAGAGAGCCUGAAUUCAAAAUGAUUUGGACAAAUUGGUGAGUUGGGUCCAAAACAACCACCUGGAAUUAAAUAAAGAAGAGGAUGAAUUACCAUCUUCAGGAAGGAGAAGGUAAACACAUUACUGCAAAUGGGAAGUAAUUAGUGAGGCAGAAAAGUUUGUAUAAAUGUAGCUGGGCUUCAUUUUUGUAGGGAAAGCUCACUGCUCUGGUUAAUUAUUUGGCCGCACAGGGGCAUUCCUGGAGCCUGGACCGGGGGUUUCAUUGCAGGUACUCUGGGAGACAAAUGGGGGCUGUGUGGAAACACCCUCACCUAUGUGGGCAUUCCCAGGCACGUCUGCUUAGAUGCUCACACAGAUGCAUGAGUUCAUGGGCAGCUCCAGCUCCAUCUGCAAAGCUGUGGCCUGGGCUUGACAUUUUGCCAGACCUCUUCUGUCCUGGGGACCAUAAAGUUGUGAUUCCAGAUAGCUAUUGGAAAAACAGCUAUUUCAGAUCCAGCAGUAAACCAAAAUGCAAUUAAAUUUAGUUUUGUUUAGUGUUUGUGCUUGUGAUUAUCCCAAAGCAUGUAUUUUUAAAAUAAAAAUGUUUCCAGCUCCAUGGCAUCCCUGAACAUUUAAAGCUGGAAG